AUGGAUUUUGACUCAGUCCUCGCACCUCCCAUGCCUCAAAUGCAAACUGGAAUUUUUGGCGAUUUCAAGCAGCCUAAAAGUAUUAUUGAUAUCCAGCAAGGAGUCACUUUCCCUCACAGAAGGAUCAGGGGAAGACUUUCAUUACUUCAUCCCUGUGGCUGUAAAAGUCCUUCACCCAGGUCUAUACUACCAGGUAUGUACCUUCUCAUUAUAAAGAGCUGGAGCCGGAUACUCAACCUGAUCCCAGGAUUCAGGUGGAUGAGUCUGCCUGAAGUUGUGGAGGAGUUUGAAAUGCUGAUGGCCCGGCAAGUGUUCAUGGAUAAUUUUGUCCAUGCUGAUUUGCACCCCGGUAACAUCCUAGUGCAAGGAUUUCCACAGCACACUUCUGGGUGCAUCGGCAAGACCACUUUAUUGGACAUGCAUGACACACUUAUCAUAAAUAUUCACCCUCGCCGAAGUACACCCCGGCUGGUCUUGCUGGAUGCGGGAAUUGUGGCUGAACUGCAGGAGAAGGAUCUUGAGACCUUUCGAUCCAUCUUUACUGCAGUAUUACUGGGACAAAUAAGUAGACAAGGAGAGACAGUGGCUGGACUGAUCCUCCACCAUGCUAAAGUCAAUCAGUGUACAGAUGUACAGAGUUUCCAGUCUCAGAUGGAGGAGCUGGUGAAGGAGGCCAGGAAGGAUGCAGCAUCUCUGGGGAAGCUGCAGAUUGCGGCUCUGCUCUCCCAGAUUUACAAACUGCUGAUGACUUAUCCGGUGAAGUUGGAGAGCAACAUUCCAUCUAUCACAUUCGCCAUUUGCUUCUUGGAAGGACUUGGCCAAGCGUUGGACCCAGAAACUGACAUUCAGGAAGCAGCCAGGCAUUUCCUGUUAUAAAAUGCCACUUCCAUGGAAUGA
This is a messenger RNA of Pseudophryne corroboree (corroboree frog), 897 nucleotides long. It is a transcript of the gene ADCK2, whose product is annotated as aarF domain containing kinase 2. The record is from RefSeq and is a predicted model, not a curated record. Lineage: Eukaryota; Metazoa; Chordata; Amphibia; Anura; Myobatrachidae. The transcript has 7 exons. Gene Ontology annotation, cellular component: mitochondrion.